GAAUAGGAUCAUGGCAAAUUGAGAUUUCCUCGUCCCAUGUAAAUUGCAAUUCCGGUGGCGGCAGCAGAGAUGGAUUUGAGCAGAGAGAAAACAUUGGCCCCAUCUCCCCUUGCCACGGACAAGUCGCUCCUUCGUACUCUGCUCAGAAAGUAACUUACAGCGGUGCGAUAAACGCCAGGGAGCGUGCACACAUGACAAUUACUACAAAACUACAGUCUUCAGGUUAGCCUUUCAUCACGAUCACUCCAGGCGCCGAAACACCCAUAACAUGCCGCAUACCACCAAAGCGGUAGCACAUUCGAAACAUCCAGAAUCCGUGCCAUUCGUAUGCCCUCAUUAAUCCCUGACGUAAUCGGAUGUUCAGUAUAACACCGACACCUAUUUUGCAGAUAACCUUCGCGUGUCUCGAGUGGUGGCGAACUUGUCGGAGAAUCAGCGGAAACAGUGGUCGCUGAGGGUGAGUUGGAAGAAAGCCGACCAGGUAGCAGUAAAGACCGUUGGUCUCAACCAGUCAGCAACCCAGGGUAUGUAGGUUUCGACGGCGAUCAAAGAAGGCGGCAAGAGCAUUUGGGACGUAAAAAUAAUCAUUUCGAGGUGAUCGGACUGUACAAUCCAAGCACGAGAAAUGGAGAAGUGGGUGGUGAUAACACAGACUUGGAGCCCAUAUUGGAAAACAGGAUGGGCCUUGGAUAGGUUCGUAUCUCUGGAUGUCACGAAGACUGCGGAAAACCUCCAUGAUAUACACAGGGCAAUAAGUAGCGCAUAUCGUACAGUUUCGAAACGCCGAAUCUGCGAGGAGAGUUCAGGCGCUUGAUACCUGGAAAGUUCGAGACAGAUAGCCGAACCAGACGCUGUCAUUACUUCCUAACCUCCUGGGAAGGAUGAGAUGUGGGAAGAGCAAAAUGUGUCCCGGGCCAUACCUCCGAACCAAUAUAGCAUUUUGGAAUACAGUCUUGAAUAUUACUCCCCCGGACUUCUGCACCGCAACAAUGUUCUUCUUCGAUUCAGACAGGGUAGGUCCGAGGAGAAUAGUUGGGGGCAUUGGAAAGGGAGACACGCGCGGCUGCGAGCUGUCAAAGUGUGAGACCAAAGCGCAGCUCCUAGCCUCGCUUGUUUCGUGAUACCUUUCUCUUUUCUGAGAUCCUCGCAGCGUCCCUUCUCCUUUCAGCACUUGACGCGAGAUGUGCUUUGAGCUGGCACGUCAGAUCUUGUUUAUUGAUUUCGUGAAGGCAAGGGGGCGGCCUCGAGGCUUAUAACAUGUAAAGGCGGCCAAACAACAAGUGUUGCUUCUUUGGAAAAAUGAGACAUGUCGUACUGAUGUGGUGGAAGCACGGGCCGC
Molecule: messenger RNA, 1339 nt
Organism: Serpula lacrymans var. lacrymans S7.9
Lineage: Eukaryota; Fungi; Basidiomycota; Agaricomycetes; Boletales; Serpulaceae
Exons: 1
Coding region: 882-1121 (79 amino acids)
Source: RefSeq, a predicted model, not a curated record